Molecule: messenger RNA, 2901 nt
Organism: Symbiodinium sp. CCMP2456
Lineage: Eukaryota; Dinophyceae; Suessiales; Symbiodiniaceae
Source: the annotation of a GenBank genome assembly
AUGUCCAAGCCCAUCGAUCCUACGAGCGGGCCGCCUGCUGGGGACGCUGCCAACGAGAACGCCGACCGCGAAACUUUCCUCUCGCGGCGCACUUGGGGCUUGCCGCACUACCUGUGGAUCGCCCUGGCGGUCACCUUCGCGCUGGUCUUCAUCCCGCGCGGCGCCCGCAAGGCUCUCGAGAGCAACACCAACAAGGCCGAGGACUGGCUGCCGGCCGCGUACGCCGAGUCGGCCGACCUGACGUGGUUCCGUGACCACUUCGUCCACGAGUCUUUCGUCCUCAUCAGCUGGGAUGGAUGUACGCUCGGCAAUCCCGAGAAGCUCCGCCUGUUGGCGGAAAAGCUUCGUGCCGAGACCGACAAGAAGGGGGGCUGGCGCUGGUACCCGCGCGUGGGCGCCGAUGGCGAAUCGCUCGGUGACGAGUCACGCGUCACUUGCCUGCUCGCGUAUCUGGACGAUCAGCUCACCAGCAGCAACCUGCAGAUGCGGCGCGCCGUGGAGCGUGUGCGGGACAUCGCCCACAAAGAAUGUGGCGUCCCGCUCGACAACAUCCACAUGGGCGGCCCGCCCGUCGAUAACAUCACGAUCGACAUCGAGGGCGAACGCACCCUAUUCCGCCUCGCCGGCUUGGCGGGCCUGGUAGGCAUCUCGCUGGCCUAUCUCUGCUUCCGCAGCAAGAAGCUCACGGCGAUGGUCUUCUGGACCGCCGGCGCCAGCGCGGGCAUGGGGCUCUCGCUCGUGUACUGGUUCGGCGGCGUCGAGAUGUUCGUGAUGGGCCUGAGCCAGCCGCGGCUCGGAACGGCCGACGCCAUCCUGAUGUCGAUGCCCGCGGUUGUGUACGUGCUCGCUCUGUCGGGCGCGAUCCACUUCGUCAACUACUACAAGGACGAACGGAUCGAGCACGGACAGUACGGCGCGGUGGAACGCGCGGUCCGCAUCUCUUGGGGCCCCUGUUUGUUGGCGGCGUUCACCACCGCCAUCGGUCUUGGCUCGCUCGCCGCCAGCGAUAUCCUCCCAAUCCAGAAAUUCGGCAUCUUCACGGCGAUCGGCGUGGUGGUCGCCGUGGCGCUGUUGUACGGGAUCAUGCCGGUGUUCUUGCAUCGUUUCCCGCCGAGUCGCCGCGUCGUCGAAGACCGCACCGGCCACAAGGACCGCGGCCCGGCGUGGCACACCCCGCUCGCUCGAUUCGUCACCCGCCGAUACGCGCUGACUUCCAUCUUGUGCCUAGCCGCAAUGGGGCUGCUGGCGUUGGGACUGCCCAAGAUCCGCACAUCGGUGCAGCUGCUCAAUCUGCUGGAUGAGGACUGCCGGCUGAUCCACGACUACGCUUGGCUGGAGGAGAACCUCGGCAACUUGGUGCCGAUGGAGGUGAUCGUCGCCCUGGACGACAACCAGCUUCGUUCGCCCGACGAGAAGGCAGUCGACCUCGAGGCCGACGGAAAGGACGCGCGGUAUCGGAUGACGAUGUUCGAGCGCGCCGAACUCGCUCGCAAGCUCCAGGCCCAGGUUGAGUCGCUCGACGAGGUGAGCCGCGCACUGUCGGCGGCGACCUUCGGCGCCCAGGCCCGCGACGACGGGGGCUCGGCCUCCACGCGGCGGGCGAUCGAGUUCACCACCAGUCAAGCGCUGGAGGAAUCACGCGGCGAUCUGAACGAGUACCUCCUCGCCGAAACGAUCGAUGGCAAGACAACUGGCCGCGAGCUGUGGCGGAUCAGCGCGCGCGUCACGGCCCUCGGCGACGUGGACUACGGACGGUUCGUCCAGAACCUCCGCGAUGCCGAGAGCGAGGGGGGCAAGCCCCUCGAUACCGCUCGCGUCUGUCUGUUGACGGCAGCGAACGACCCCGAAAAUCCCCGGUUGCCGAAGCCCGGCACGCCCGAAUCGCGGCUUGCCGAGCUGUUGCAGAAGUCGGCGAUCGGUUCCUUCACGGUCUAUCCACUGGAGUCGUACAAGGCCAUCGACGAGGCGAAGCAAGCGCAGCUCCGUGAACAGUUGGCACAGCGUUUCGACGCCGUGGUGUCGCUGGACCCGGCGUUGGCGAAGGAACUCGAAGGCGUCGCGGUGACGACGCUCGACGCCGAGGCCGCGGUCGCAGAGGCUAUCCCCGCUGCCGAGGCGACCGCCGUUUACACGGGUGUCGUGCCGCUGGUUUACAAGACGCAACGCGAACUGCUCACCAGCCUCAAGGACAGCAUUCUGUCGGCGACGGUGCUUAUCGCCAUCGUGAUGAUGUUCGUGUUGCGUGGAGUCGCCGCGGGCAUCGCCUCGAUGCUGCCGAAUGUCUUCCCGAUUGUGGUGGUGUUCGGCGCGCUCGGUUGGCUGGGGAUCAAGGUCGACAUCGGCAUCAUGAUGGCCGCCAGCGUCGCGUUGGGCGUGGCGGUGGACGACACGCUCCACUUCCUGACUUGGUUCGGCCGCGGCGUCCGCGAGGGCCUCGACCGUCGGACCGCCGUGGAGCAGGCGUUCGACCGCUGCGCCACGGCGAUGCUGCAGACAACGCUCAUCGGCGGCAUGGGCUUGGCGGUGUUCGCCGUCAGCACGUUCACGCCGACGCAGCAGUUCGGUUCGCUGAUGAUCACGAUCCUGGCGAUUGCCCUGGUGGGCGAUCUGAUCAUGCUGCCGGCGCUGCUCUGCGGGCCGCUGGGGUGGUUCUUCGCCCCGAAAGCGCCGGCGACACCGGGGGUAUUUCCUCACGAUGAGGGCUCGUCCAUCACGCCGACACCGAAGCCGGUUAAGCCCGUUUACGUCCCCGAAACGCCGCCACAGGCGCUCGCGGAAACGCCUGCCCCGCAGAGGACAGCGCCGAAGACUGCCAGCGAGCCGCUAACGCCCGCGAAUGCGGCCCUGCGGUCGAAGCUGCAGAAGUUCCGCCGGUCGCAGGCAGGCGACUCUGCGAACUGA